Molecule: messenger RNA, 865 nt
Organism: Coregonus clupeaformis (lake whitefish)
Lineage: Eukaryota; Metazoa; Chordata; Actinopteri; Salmoniformes; Salmonidae
Product: heat shock protein 30-like
Exons: 1
Coding region: 63-707 (214 amino acids)
Biological process (GO): protein refolding; response to heat
Molecular function (GO): protein folding chaperone
Source: RefSeq, a predicted model, not a curated record
AUACAACCAACACUGAACACACAGUGCCAUCUCAGAGCAAGAAGACUCAACAUUGACUGAAGAUGCUGUGCUCCCGAGGAUUCCAGUCUUCCCUCAGCCCAUUGAUGGACUUCUACUGGCCUGUGCGCAGUCUAUGGCCAGAGGUCCGACCUCUUCUCGGCCAGCGGGAUCUACUGCAGAGAAACCUGCUGGAGAUCAAGAGCAGUCUGGAGCUGAUGGAGAAACUCCAGCAGCACAUCUUAGAAGAGUUGGACCAUGUCCCAGCCUCUGUGGCCAUCCAACUAGUCUCCUUCAAGCUGGAAAAAGAGGGAGAGCGCUUUGCCCUGACACUGGACACUAAAGACUUUUCCCCAGAUGAGCUGUCUGUCAAGCAGGUGGGCAGGAAGCUGAAAGUCAGUGGGAAGACAGAGAAGAAGCUAGAUGAUGGGGAAGGCUCCUACUCAUACAGAUGCCAAGAGUUCAGACAAGAGUUUGAUCUGCCUGAAGGGGUGAAUCCUGAGACAGUCACCUGCUCCCUGGCUCAAGACGGGAAGCUCCACAUCGAGGCACCAAAGAAUCCACUAUCUGCUGAGGAGGAGGUGGCAGAGAGAGUUGUGUCCAUCAACUGUAGCCUGGAUGUGAAAACCCCACAAUUCCUCUCAAAUACAGAGGGCAGCACCACUGACACACAGAAGAAACAAGAGAACACUACUUCACAUGAGGACUGAUCAUAUUUAUUAUGCUAUUUUUUUAUUUCAAAGGAUGUUUAAUUUUCUAAUACAUAUUUUUCAUGUCAUGAAAAUCAAUUCAUUUAUAUUUCAUAUCUUGUAACAAUCAAUAUGAGAUGCUAUUUCAUUUAAUCAAUAAAAUACAAACUUUUACACAA